CAGUGUAGACUCAGAGCUGAAGUCUGAACUCCACCUUGAGGCAGAAUGAGGUUCACCCCAGGAUCUCUGCUUCUCAUUCUGCUGGUCUGCAGCCUCUCUCCAGUCCAUGGUGUUCUGGAGGCCUAUAACACAAACUUAAAGUGUAAAUGCAUCCGAGAGACGGUACCCUUAUUCCCCUUCCGCAUUGUUGACCGGAUUCAAAUCACUGCCCCUGGGAAUGGGUGUCCAAACCCAGAAAUCAUACUUUGGUUGAAGAAUAAGUCAGUUGUAUGCUUGAACCCUAAAGCCAAAAAGACACAAACUUUAAUGAAGGUAUUAAAGAGAAGAAAUGUACUUUUAACUCCACCAGCUCCAAUGUCUAAGAAAACGACUGUCUGAUGCCAAUAUCCCCACUAAGGAUACCUGCAUUCCCCCUCAUUCCUGCUCUGGGUUUUAGUUUUGUGUUUGGUUGAAUCUUUUCCAAGAAAAAGUGCUUCCCCAUACAAGCAAGCAUGAGAAUAUAUGUAAAAAUAACCCUGCAGAAGGUGAUGGGGCAAACUUGAGGUUUUUGCGAAUACAGGACCCUACAUACUUGGAGUUUACAUUCUUAUUCAUCAAGGAGGAAAGUUUCUUUGAGGAUAGUUACUUAGUUAAUACAUAUAGGUUUCUUCUGAUAAUAUACCGAUUGUUUAAUGAUAAAUUUUCCUAGAAGAUAAGGGAAUGAGAAGUAAAACCUCAAGUCUGAAUACGUGGCUUCAAUUAAGAAGGAAAUAAUGCAAUGCAUUUCAAUCAUUUUACAUCCUAAGAAAACCAGACUUCCAUAAGAGCCUGGAAAAGCUGCUUGGGAAACUCAUGGAACUUCGGCCUGACAGCAGACAGAGGGCUUCUUAUAGUAGAAUCUUCCAUGUGAAAGCUCACUAUUGAGAGGAAUGGGGUCCUUCUUCUAUUUUAACAAGUUCCUUUGUAAGAUUUAUUGUCAUGCAUAAAAGCUAAUAACAUUCAAAGAUCCCCAGACUUAAAUUCAUAGAAUAUUCAGGAAAAACAUUUAAAGUGUGAUAUUCAGAUAUAUUAUUUUAUGCAUUUGCUUUGAUGAACUUUUUACUCACAUCUUUUGCACAGACUUUUUUUUUUUUUUUGGUCUCUAGUAUCCAAUUUUUUAAUGCUUCCUAUUAAGCUAAUUCUAUUCAAUAAAGCUGAGCAAACAUUUUACUUAA
Diceros bicornis minor is the source of this 1193-nucleotide messenger RNA. It is a transcript of the gene CXCL13, whose product is annotated as C-X-C motif chemokine ligand 13. The transcript is spliced from 4 exons. Gene Ontology annotation, biological process: antimicrobial humoral immune response mediated by antimicrobial peptide; cellular response to lipopolysaccharide; neutrophil chemotaxis. Gene Ontology annotation, molecular function: chemokine activity; CXCR chemokine receptor binding. The coding region runs from base 46 to 378 and encodes 110 amino acids. The record is from RefSeq and is a predicted model, not a curated record. Gene Ontology annotation, cellular component: extracellular region. Lineage: Eukaryota; Metazoa; Chordata; Mammalia; Perissodactyla; Rhinocerotidae.